AUGAAUCAAUUCACCGGAGUUCUCUUCCUCUGCAUCGUUCUCCUCUCCUCCUUCCUCGGAAAUGCUGAUACCGGUAUGAUCUCCGAUCUAUGCACACACUCCGACGAUCCAAAACUCUGUCUCUCCAGCAUUAUUUCACGUCCAGAGUCAGGCGAGUUCGCAGGCACCAGCAACCAGAUCGAGAUCAUAGCUAUCUCCGCCGCGUCGGCCAACGCUUCAGCCACUUCCGCCUACAUCAAGAAUAAGCUCGGCAACGAGGAUCUUGAGCCGGCGACUGAGGACACGCUCGAGGAUUGUCAGAAGAAUUACCUAGACGCCGUUGAACAGCUCGACGAUUCGAUCUCCGCGAUGCUCGCCAACGCGCACGCCGAUGUCGACGUCUGGCUGAAGGCGGCGAUCAGCGCCAUCGAGUCAUGUGGAAACGCGUUGGAGUCACGUGCCGGGAACGAUGCGGAGCUUUUCCAGAGGAACGAUAUGUUUCUUAAGCUUUGCAGAAACGCUUUGAUGAUUAACAAAAUGUUAACUUGA
Messenger RNA from Camelina sativa (false flax), 528 nucleotides. Its product is annotated as pectinesterase inhibitor-like. Gene Ontology annotation, molecular function: enzyme inhibitor activity. NCBI's taxonomy places the organism in Eukaryota, Viridiplantae, Streptophyta, Magnoliopsida, Brassicales, Brassicaceae. The record is from RefSeq and is a predicted model, not a curated record.